This is a messenger RNA of Nomia melanderi (Alkali bee), 3639 nucleotides long. The record is from RefSeq and is a predicted model, not a curated record. Lineage: Eukaryota; Metazoa; Arthropoda; Insecta; Hymenoptera; Halictidae.
UUUUCCGAGUCUCCUUAUACGAGAGGCGAUCUUUACUUAAAGUUCAACGGACACCGAGGGUUACGUAAGAGAAUUAUAAAAUUGAUGUACUGGCUGAAACGGAAAAAAUUUCAAAGAUCGCGCGGAAAUAUUGUUAGCGGCAGUUCAGUUGGAAACGGUGCGGCACGCGCAUGCGUCGAGGAAGGCGAUUGGUCGACGGAGCGGCACUGUCAUAUGACGAAGCUGCGUGGCAUCAUGGGAAGCGGAUCGCAAUUUUGCAACAUGGCGGUGAAUUGAGCCAAAGUCGCGGUGCUGUGCCAUCAGAAAAUGUAUUUUUCGUAGUCGCGCGACCUAUUUUAUUAUAGUUCUCGUGGAUGCGACAGUGCGGUACGGAUACGGGACGCGUAACACGGUGCACGAGGAAUGUAAAUAUGAGUGGAACGAGACGCAACGUUAUUCCGAAGGUGACACCCCGCAACUCGGUGUGGUACUCGAGCACGUAUGGCAGAGACUAGAAUCCGAGAUAAGGAAGCAUCGCUUCGCCUGAGUAAUACGUAUCGCCGACUAAAAUCACCGCCGCGGAAUAGCGAUGCGGUGGUCAAUCUCACCGAACUGUGAAAACAUAUGCGCAAAAUUCCAAAACAUUGUCAAUCAUACUAACUUGUGAUCGUAUAUGCGUGCCAAACAAGAAUAUAUAGAAGGUCAUUGAAGAGACCCGAUGUUUUCCUGACAUGAUGGAAAAUAAAUUGUACGUAAAGAAUGAGCCAGGUCUUGACGGACAGUCUCUUGCGAAUCCACAAGCGAAUCCGCCCUCUGAAGAUAACGGAGGUGCCAGGGUUUGUUUUGUUUGUGGUACAGUGGGCCACGGUGAGCAGUACUGGCUCAGAGUAAAGCCAAAUCCGGCCGGAGCACCGAACGAACCUUAUUUUCCGUUUCUCGAGUCCCACGAACCACCAGCUGGCUACCGUGGUGAGGGGGCCCGUAGCGGAGCCGUCAGGGCGUGCAGCCUUUGCUACGCCUUACUUUUACAGCAAUGGGAAAGUUUCGAGCAAGAUGCCAGACCUCAUAGCCAACGAAUUUAUUGGCUAAAGAGAUGCGACGGCGGGCCCUUCACCGGAGCCGAGAUGGCUCUGCAGGGAGAGUACGCUGCCCAGGUACUUGGUUUAACCAACGAACAAGCGCCGCAGCUUAGACCGGAGAAUCGACCGGUAGGAAUCUCCCCGCGGCUACCGCCGAAUUCACCAUCGCCUAGAGUAGAGCAAACGAGGCCGCCGUCGAAUUCGAUUGAAUUGCCAAGACCGCAUUCUAACACGGCAGAAACGCACAGGCACUUAGAACAAGCAAGGCUCACAAUGGAAUCUCCCCAUCAAAGACUGCAAUCGCCUCAUCAAAGGUUACAAAGUCCUCGGCAGCCUGUGGAAGACGCAAGAAUAUCCAGCGAAGCGGCAUUGGACUUAAGACACGCACCAAGGAGUUCACCUGCGCCACAACCAGCUUUACCGCCACAACCACAGCCCAUUUACAGCGGUGGAUCCUCGUCGAGCGUUGGAACCGACAUCUUAGAUCUUUCAAUGCCAGAUAAGAAUUCGGUCACGGAAGUUUGUUACGUGUGCGGGGAUGAAUUUAAAAGAGGCUCCCUAAGUCAUAUUGCAGCGAAACCACUGCCAACUCCGCCACAUCCUUCGGCCAGUCCUCCCCCGUUUUUCCCUUCUCUAAUGCUUCAUCCAAGGCCAAGCAGAAGUCGACCCAUGGACAGCGCAGGUCGUGUGCAGGCCUGUACAGCCUGUCAGCAUUACCUUCUGAUGCAAUGGAAAGCGUAUACUCGGCAGGGUGUACCGCACGGUGAUCGUGAUUACAAGCUCCGGAAACGGCAAGCACCUGCGAUGGAUACAACCACGUUUAUCUGCUACACUUGCGCGCUCGAGUACCCUUCGUCCAGUAUUAGACUUCUUUACUGCUGUUCUAAUCCAGAGAAGGAGGCGUACUAUCCUUUUAUUUAUUCUCUGAGACCUCCGCCAGGAGCUAGUCCUAUUAGUCCUCAGGGAAUGGUGCAAGUAUGCUCCAUUUGUUAUAAAGCCAUACCGCAGAAGCAGCAAGUAUUCGGCGGGGAGAAUCACGAGGCUCAGUCCUCCGGGCAGAACGUGGAUUUCCGACAGCAAGGCCCCUCGCCGCGGCCGGCGGUCGCCAAGUCUCCGGCGAACUCGGCCGGCAGCGAUAUUCGUUUCAAGCCGUACGAUUUGAACAAGUCGACGGUGGCCACGAGCAAACAGCGCACCGGCGUGGUGAAAGGGACCACGGCCGGUCAACGAAAUUCACCGAACAACGCUCCCGCCGAGAACGGGACCGUUGCUCUCGGCCAAAACUAUAGGUGCUAUAUUUGCGAGAGACUGUAUCCUCGCACACACAUGGAAUGGUUGUCCACGAGCCCGGAAGGAAUGAAUUCGCACGCCAUGCAUUUUCCUUGUUUACGGGGAAUGGCGCGCACUUCGGAGAACGCCUGUAUGGAUAGUCACGGCAGAGUGUUGGCCUGCAGUCAUUGCGUGAACCAUCUCGCUCAACAGUGGGAAAGCAUGGAUGCCGAACGUGUUCCUUUAGAACGUCGCAGGUAUGAUAUUCCUAGUCCACAUCCAAACGGCGAUGUUAAUCGGUCAAUCGCCACACCGCCGAGCUCUAGCUCGGAUCGAACUUUUGGUAGUAAUCCAGGCACAUCGAGCAGUUCCAUCUAUUGUUUCUUGUGCGGCUUGCAUAGCGAUCUAACUCUCGCGAGAGUAUUGUACGGUCGUCCUCAGGGUCGUAACGCGCCGUUUUUCCCAGAAUUAUUACGGCAUCAGUCACCGCCGAACGCCGAGCAACUCAGAGAGGACGGCUCCGCGUUGGUAUGCACGUUCUGCUAUCACUCCCUUUUGGCGCAGUGGCGUCGAUACGAAUCUCUUCCCAGCGGGCAGCAAGUGAACGCCGCGGAAAGACAGUACAAUACCCACGAUUACUGCUGUUACGUCUGCGGCAUAACGACGUACAGAAAGCGAGUCAGAGCGUUGCUCGUGAAAGACUUCCCGUUCCUGAAGUACCACAGGCAGCCGGAAAAGAGUUUGUUAUUGGAAAACGGGGACUUCGCGGUGGUAUGCCUGGACUGUUACGAAACGUUGCGCACACAGAGCCUCGAAUACGAACGAUGGGGCCUGCCCGUCGAGAAACGCGAGUAUAAUUGGAUAGUGCAACCACCGCCGCCGGAAGACAGUCCCGACGCAACCAUCGCUAGAUUGCCGUCCGGUGAAAGGUCCGAGAAGGUGGUCCCGUCUACGUUAACCGUUCGACCGGCGAGAAAGAACUGUUCCCCGAAGGCACCGGACAAAAAGGUCCCGCCCAAGGCCCCGGAAAAAGAGCAAGGUGAGUGACAGUUUUUGCGUUUGUUCGCCGAGAACGAUUUACCGCGAGAGACUCCCGAGGAACCUGGUAACUCGGUCGAGCUGGAGAAAAAAAAAGAAAUAGAAACGACAAUCGCAAUCGCGUAUUGAGAAACGGAGAAACUCGUUCGCUCGUUACCGUUUUUUCCCGUCCGUUCGGAGAGCCAUGUAAGUACAGACAUGCGAAGAUCAACCGCACAAAUAUCGCUGAUAAGUCGAAUGUUCCGCGGUCAAACAUUUGCCAGACACGCUAAGG